UUGUUUGCGGCGGUAUCCGAUACAAAACAUUCGAUAUCGUGGACAGGCAACGAAACAAACCUUUCGCUUGCCGUGUGUAAUUUUCGCUAUAUUUAACCUAUCUUUUAUCUCGUCUUGUCAGUGUUCGGUGGGAUUAGAUGAUAAGAUUAGUUAGUCGUUAUUGAAAGUGAUAAGUGUGCGGUUUUUGAUCAGACACCUCCAAGAGGUCAGGAAUCUGAGUCAGUCAGCAAGUAUCAUUUUGCCGAACGAGUUGUAUUUCUUUUUUUUACGGUGCUCGGUGUUUAGUAAGAUGAGUAAAAUGUUGAACGAAAUCUGUGAUAUGCUGGACGGAUAUACCGGCCGAGAUAAGAUCAUUCGCACACUAUGCUACACUACCAAGCUAGCGUCCGGCCUGUACGCCCAGUCGGAUCCAACGAGGGCGAAAAAGCUCGCUAUAUUUAGUUCCAAGAUGUCGCAAACCCGGGCCACACUACGACUUUUCGACGAUUUGCCCAUGCUGGCGUACAGUUUGAGUUAUGGAUCCGGCAGCAAGGAACCGGACCGCUGGAUGGGUUUGAUCGGCUUCGUCACGAACCUGAUCGAUCAUGCCUACUAUCCAGUGGACAAGAUCUGUUGGCUGAUCGAGCACAAUCUGCUGAACGUUGAAAACCCCACCCGUUGGGACACGAUCAAUUCUAUGCUCUGGGUCGCUUCGAUUUACCUCAAUCUCAUGAAGACCAUUCGAAGCUUCACCGUGAUGGAACAACAUAAAUCAUGUAUCGAUAAACAGGAGAACGAAAGCAGCCAAGCAUUCCGUAUGCUGCUGAUAAAGCAACGCAUGGAGGCCAUAUCGAUACUGCGGUUGUCGCUGGAUCUGAUCCAUGCCGGCAGCACUCUGCCGAAGGGUAUGCUUUGGGGCGGUCGUUUCCAAACUUGGCACGUAGGACUGAUCGGCAGCAUAUCGUCACUGCUGGGCCUCUACCAGUACGUUGCUAAGAAGCGAAUCGUUAAGCAGAGUUGCUAGUUGCUAACACAUUUGUUUCCGCACAAUUACAAACCUGCAUCACCCCCGGACGGUAGCAAGGUAUGCUGCUAGGCGUUAUUAGUGUAUUAUUGGGCCAAUCACAGAUCGGCUACUUAACGCGGGUCUUUCAUUGAAAGCUGAUAUUUUUGUUAUGAUAUGCUGUAAGCUUUUCUAUAGGAUUAUUGUAAAAAAGUAGCAAAUAAAAACUAGUCAGUAAUUUGACAUGUAAAUAAAGGAUCAAUCAUGCACAAACGAAAUGCAAUAAUGCGACACAA
This is a messenger RNA of Anopheles stephensi (Asian malaria mosquito), 1278 nucleotides long. RefSeq names its product peroxisomal membrane protein 11C-like. Gene Ontology annotation, biological process: peroxisome fission. The transcript is spliced from 4 exons. NCBI's taxonomy places the organism in Eukaryota, Metazoa, Arthropoda, Insecta, Diptera, Culicidae. The coding region runs from base 290 to 1003 and encodes 237 amino acids. The record is from RefSeq and is a predicted model, not a curated record. Gene Ontology annotation, cellular component: peroxisomal membrane.